This is a messenger RNA of Jaculus jaculus (lesser Egyptian jerboa), 1238 nucleotides long. It is a transcript of the gene Penk, whose product is annotated as proenkephalin. The record is from RefSeq and is a predicted model, not a curated record. The transcript is spliced from 4 exons. Gene Ontology annotation, biological process: chemical synaptic transmission; sensory perception; neuropeptide signaling pathway. Lineage: Eukaryota; Metazoa; Chordata; Mammalia; Rodentia; Dipodidae. Gene Ontology annotation, cellular component: axon terminus; plasma membrane; neuronal cell body. Gene Ontology annotation, molecular function: opioid receptor binding. The coding region runs from base 131 to 937 and encodes 268 amino acids.
CGAGGCCGCCGGGAGCCUCGGGACAGUCCCGCAGCCCUCCCGCGGCGACGCCGAGCAGCGUACGGCCACGAGCCGCAUCUGGCACCCGGCUUUGCCUGCCCGCCUGCUGCACCGGAACAGCAUCACCCCCAUGGCGCGGCUCCUGACACUCUGCUCCUGGUUGCUGGCGCUCGGCCCUGGCCUCCUAGCCACCGUGCAGGCGGAAUGCAGCCAGGACUGCGCGACCUGCAGCUACCGCCUGGUGCGCCCCGGCGACAUCAACUUUCUGGCCUGCACGUUGGAAUGUGAAGGACAGCUGCCUUCUCUCAAAAUCUGGGAGACCUGCAAGGAGCUCCUGCAGGUGUCCAAGCCCGCGUUUCCUCAAGAUGGCACCAACACCCUCAGAGAAAGCAGCAGACAGGAUGACAGCCACUUGCUAGCCAAAAAAUAUGGAGGGUUCAUGAAAAGGUAUGGAGGCUUCAUGAAGAAGAUGGAUGAGCUUUACCCAGCUGAACCAGAGGAAGAGGCUAAUGGAGGUGAGAUCUUUGCCAAGAGGUAUGGAGGCUUCAUGAAGAAAGAUGCUGAGGAGGGGGAUGCCCUGGCCAACUCCUCCAACCUUCUCAAAGAGCUGCUGGGAACAGGUGACAACCACGAAAGAGAAAGCCUCCACCAGGAGGGCGCCGACAAUGAUGAGGACAUGAGCAAGAGGUACGGGGGCUUCAUGAGAGGCCUCAAGAGAAGUCCCCAACUCGAUGACGAAGCCAAGGAGCUGCAGAAGCGCUAUGGGGGCUUCAUGAGAAGGGUGGGCCGUCCAGAGUGGUGGAUGGACUACCAGAAGAGAUACGGAGGCUUCCUGAAGCGCUUCGCUGAGUCUCUACCCUCCGAAGAGGAAGGUGAAAGCUACUCCAAAGAAGUUCCCGAGAUGGAAAAACGAUAUGGGGGAUUUAUGCGGUUUUAAUUCCCUUUCCCAGCCAUAACCCCAGGUUCUCCUCAGCCUUCCUUUGUCCCCGGUGAACAACUGCCUCAUUGCUCGUGUUCAUUGUCACAUGUUGCUUGCUUUGUACCGUUGCCCUCGGGGUCUGGAGAACUAUGUGGCCUGGAAGCUGUCAUUUCAGGGUCUGUGUUUUUCUGGGAAUCUUGAAGCACAGUAUUGGUCGAGUGUGGCUUUCCUGUUUUAAUGCUCUAUUUUGUGACUGAUGUUCCAACAAAAUCUCACUAAAUGCUCACUUGUGUGCAAAUAUAAUAAACCCAUAACCCCA